GUCAUUGGUAGACGCUGUCGUAUAGUCUGAAACCUGAAAUCGUCCCUUCCUCUUCGAUUUUUAUUGAACCGUGGGAAAGUGGCUCCCUCUCUAAACCUCCCCUGUUCCUCUUGCGGAAAUUAACCAAUCAAAGCAAGCGGACUCUGCUUUCUAGUACGACGCUACGCCUCUACCCCCCACCACUCUGUUCUCUUUCACAACCAUUCAUUUUCGAUCUCAAAAGGCUUUCUCCAAGAUCUCCCACUUCCUUGUCGGUGACUUCUCUGUUUCAAUUUCUUUUAUUUUGCUUCUUUAAUCUGUUUUUUUCCUUUUACUUUGAUUUGUUUAGAUCAAAUCUUAAAUACCCACAUCCCCAUUCCCUCUCAUCAAGUCCUCUUCUAGUUCACAUCCUGUUACAAUUCCCACUAAUUCUUUUUUCAGAUCCAUUGAUUUCAUCUUGUCGAUAUUUGUUGUGAAAAAUGUCAGCUAUUCGAUUUGAUUCCACUAAGCAAUACUAUGCUACAAGUAGUUUGGUUGCGGGUUAUGCACUUUGUUCAAGUUUGCUUGCUGUUAUUAACAAAUUUGCAAUCACCAAAUUCAAUUACCCAGGAUUGUUAACUGCGUUACAGUACUUAACUUCUGCUUUAGGAGUCUGGGUUUUGGGAAAGUUUGGGUUUUUACAUCAUGAUGCUUUCACAUGGGAUACUGCCAAGAAGUUUUUGCCUGCUGCCAUUGUCUUUUACCUCGCGAUCUUCACAAACACCAAUCUUUUGCGUCAUGCCAAUGUUGAUACUUUUAUAGUGUUUAGAUCCUUGACACCCCUUUUGGUUGCCUUAGCUGAUACAACCUUUAGGAGACAACCGUGCCCUUCAAAGUUAACAUUUAUUUCCCUGUUGAUCAUUCUGGGUGGUGCUGUUGGGUAUGUUGCCACUGAUUCAGCAUUUACCUUGACUGCAUAUUCAUGGGCGUUCGCAUAUUUGGUGACAAUUACUACUGAAAUGGUGUAUAUUAAGCAUAUGGUGAUGAAUCUUGGGUUGAACACCUGGGGUUUUGUGUUGUACAACAACUUCUUGUCCUUGAUGAUGGCACCCAUAUUUUGGGUUUUGACUGGAGAAUACAAAGAGGUUUUUGCUGCUUUGGGAGCCAAUGGUGGGGAUUGGUUUGAGCCUGUGGCAUUUACCGCCGUAUCUUUGUCGUGCUUGUUCGGUUUGCUCAUUAGUUUCUUUGGAUUUGCGGCUAGGAAGGCGAUCUCCGCCACAGCAUUUACCGUGACUGGUGUAGUGAAUAAGUUUCUUACAGUUGUGAUCAAUGUGUUGAUUUGGGAUAAGCAUGCUACUCCUUUCGGAUUGGUUUGUCUCCUCUUCACUCUGGCAGGAGGGGUUCUUUAUCAGCAGUCAGUUACUGGACCACCACGUGAGUCAUCGGCAUCUAAGCAGACCGGUGACGUAGACGAGAAUGACGCUGAUGAGAAUCAAGAUAAGAGUGUAUCUGGUAAACAUGCUUCUGUAUGAGAAGUGUUAUUUCUUAGUUUUCAUGGUUUUAGCCUCUAAGAAUACUUUUCGAAUGUAUGAAUCUUUAGUACCCCUAUUUUUGAAAGUACCUUUGCUGUGUUAGAUCUCACAAUCCCAUGUCUAGAAUUUAAACACGGUUAGCGCUUUACGUUUUAGCAAUUUGGUGAUUUACGAGUCAUUAUGCUUCAUAUUCAUAAUUGACAAUAUUGUCGCAUUCUUUGUUGCUUAAUGUACUAGUGGCUGGCUGGUUACAGUUUUCCAUA
Messenger RNA from Gossypium raimondii (Peruvian cotton), 1753 nucleotides. Its product is annotated as GDP-fucose transporter 1. The record is from RefSeq and is a predicted model, not a curated record. The transcript has a single exon. Bases 459 to 1490 code for a protein of 343 amino acids. Gene Ontology annotation, cellular component: Golgi apparatus. NCBI's taxonomy places the organism in Eukaryota, Viridiplantae, Streptophyta, Magnoliopsida, Malvales, Malvaceae. Gene Ontology annotation, molecular function: GDP-fucose transmembrane transporter activity; antiporter activity.